AUGCUGGGAAUGUCACGAUCCUCUCAGUCCGCGCUCGAAGAGCUAAAGGAGUAUGGGGACGCCAGCAAGGCUCAUUGGGUGAAAUGCGACCUCGAAGAUCUCAAGCUCACGGAGAAGGCUGCCAAUGAGUUGGCGAGUUCUCAAGAGCAGCUCGAUGGGCUCGUUCUCAACGCCGGCCUUGGUGUGGGAGUCUACAACGAGACCAAAGACAAACUCGAUUCGCACUACCAAGUUAAUCAUCUUUCGCAGUUUCUGCUGUUGCUGAAACUUGUUCCCCGACUGCAAAACACUCCAGGAUCCCGUGUGGUUUUCGAGUCAUCAGAGUUACACCGUGGUGCUAACGCCGAGGUGCAAUUCGAAAACGAAGCCGAGAUCAAUUGGGACAUUGGGCCUACCAAGCUCUACAAUCAAACUAAGCUUGCUCAGAUCCUGACGAUGCGGGCCCUCCAGCGCCGCAUUAAUGCCAGCUAG
Molecule: messenger RNA, 471 nt
Organism: Cladophialophora psammophila CBS 110553
Lineage: Eukaryota; Fungi; Ascomycota; Eurotiomycetes; Chaetothyriales; Herpotrichiellaceae
Exons: 2
Coding region: 1-471 (156 amino acids)
Source: RefSeq, a predicted model, not a curated record